UGACAGUUAUGUACAUCUUUGAGAAUUCAGGAGUGUCUGCUAUGUAGCGUGAUGACAGCUAUGAUAUUGUCGGUGUAAAUAGGUUUUGUUUUCGUUUUUAUUCUAGUUUCUUAACUUGAUGACAUUUCUAGGGACAAUCAGCUGAAGGUUGUGAUAUGUGAAGAAGGAUUUUUGUUGCAAUGUCAGAUAGUCAAAAGUUCGUACCGAAUGAUUUUGUGCCACAUCGAGGAAUAUUACAUAAAGAAGACUUGCCGCAGAAUAUUCUUUGUAGGCCGAAACUUAUGCCUCUGAAAUCCCUGACUACUCAGAAGUUAGAAAGUAUGAAUAAGGUAUCAGAUAACGAGGCCAAAAACUUGAAAUCCAAAACGGCGAAAGACGUUUGAUGAUAUUUUACGUAGCGGACGUGCCAGACAGAAAUGACUGUUGGUCCAUUAGUUGUUGAUGUCGUUGUGACUUUUUUCUUAGCUUUUAGCAUCAUAUACAGAUAUAUUAAUUGGAGACGACAUCACGUUAUCGUAAAGUUCGCAGUGCUAACAGGAUGGUACUUUUCGUUUCUCAUAAUCUUCGUUCUUCCACUGGAUGUAUCAUCUACUGUGUACAGACAAUGCUUGAAAAAGAAUAAUGUCACAGAGUCUGAAAAUACUACUUCUACAGUCUGCCGUGAACCAUGGAGCUAUGUUGGAAACGAUCUGUAUUUACACCUCUGGCAUAUUGUCUAUUGGACAUCACAGUGCCUAACAUGGCUUGUACUACCCUUAAUGCAAUCAUAUAUAAAAGCUGGGGACUUUACAAUCCGGGGUAAACUUAAAUCAGCUUUGAUUGAUAAUGCAAUAUAUUAUGGAUCAUAUCUCUUCAUAUGUGUCAUUCUUAUAAUAUAUAUUGCAGUAAGACCAAGCCGUUAUUUUUAUGGUCAGAAUCUGAAGACUAUUGCAUCGUCAGCCAGUAACACAUGGGGAUUAUUUCUGUUAAUUCUUCUUCUCGGUUAUGCUCUUGUGGCUGUUCCUCGAUCACUAUGGAAUGCGAGUAAGAAAGGCUAUUCUCUAAACUAUGCAUAUUUCAAAGCUGGAAAACUGAGUUUAGAGAAGCUGGAAGCUGAAGAAGCACUUGAUGAUGUUUUGGAGACACUUUUGGGUGUUAAAAUGUCAGUAACACCAGGGCAUCCAUCAUAUAAAAAUGUAGAAACUAUUCUCCAAAAGCUUCCAAUGGAACUCCAGGACCGUAUGUGUCGUAGGCAACUUCCUGAUGAUGCCCCACUUGAUACACCAUCUGAAAAAGCAUUGGUUAGACUUCACAGACAGGUUAUAAAGACCUUACAAACAUAUCAUCGCACUGAGACACAGUGGACUAUACUUGUGGAAAAAAUCUUUGAACUGGAAGACAUAGCAUACAAUCAAGAGAAUCGUGAUCAUGUAUUUAGGCCUACUUUCCGACCAGUGCGACCUGCAUUGCUGAAUUUGAUAUACACACCUACCAUUGAAUGGUACUGGAAGUGUGUGCUUCAGAACUAUAUUCUAAAACUGAUGGCAGUUGUCACUGGCUUGCUAUCCGUUGCUGUUGUUUGGUCAGAAGUUACUUUUUUUAACAAAGAACCAGUUCUGUCAUUGUUUGCAGAGUUCAUUAAUUUAGCAGCAGCAAGUUAUGAUUAUGCCACAAUAGAGGUUCUUUCAACAUUGGUCAUUGCAUACUUGUGCUAUUGUGCCUAUUCUACAGUUCUCAAGAUUAAAUUUUUAAACCUCUACUACCUUGCUCCACAUCAUCAGACAGAUGAAUAUUCACUUAUCUUCUCUGGAAUGAUGUUAUGUAGGCUCACACCACCUAUUUGCCUAAAUUUUUUGGGACUGAUCCACAUGGAUAGCCAUGUCAUAAAAACACACAUCAUGGAGACUUACUACACACAGGUAAUGGGACAUAUGGAUGUUGUGCCCAUUAUAUCGGAUGGCUUCAAUGUGUAUUUUCCUAUAGCCGUCCUGGCAUUUUGCCUUGCAACUUACUUUAAUGUUGGGUCUCGUAUUGUGUCAUGGAUAGGAUUUCACCAGUUUUUGGGUGAUGAAGAAACUGCAGACUUGGUUGCUGAUGGAAGAGCACACAUAAGAAGAGAAAUGAGAAGACGUCAAAGAGUCGAAGACUCAGUAAAUCGUCGUAAAGCUUACGAAGAAAGGCUGCAAGACAGUACUCGAUACAGGUCAUCUCGAGAAGCUGCUGAUGAGAGAGUGCAACCUCUUCAUCGAGAAGAUUCAGGAGAAUCAGCUCGUGCGGUACUUCUGCGUGAUGUGGAACCUGUCGAUUAUGUAGAGACUGUGCCAGCAAGAAGAUUUACCCAAGGACGUAAUCAGUAUUACACCAAUGUUGAGUUAGAAUCAAAUGAAAAUAGUGUGCAUACACACACUGAUGACACGUUACUGUAUCAGAAUGGCUCUGAAAGUGUUAUCGAACCUGCUUUCGGGUACCAGACAUCAAGAGAUAGACAUGGUCUUCCUCCAAGAGGAUUAUUUGAUGAUGUUUAAUGUUUGUUACAGAUAUAAAAAGAAAUGAACUAUUUACUAUACAAAGGAUAGAUAUUAUGUAUAAAAAUAUUGUCAAUCUGUUGUUACCUACUUGUAGAUACUAUGAUUCUGAAGGUGGCUUGACAGAAUGUGAGAGGUGACUUUGGUCAUCAUUGCAAGUGAUAUUCACAUUCAAAAGUAAAGCAAAGCACACAUUAACUGUGUGUUGAUUCACAUAUGAAACUGUUAUAGUCAAUCUCAGCAUGGUUUGUAGUCUUACACCGAGUAUCAUAGGUUGAAAAAUUUUGCCUCAGAGAACUUCUACUCAGUUUUGGUCAACAGAAUACUCAGUUCAGAAUAAGGUAUAAUUUUUUUGUAAUCACAACAAAAAUGUGAUAAUUUAAUUCUGACAGUAAUGAAAGAUGUUACAUAUUCCUGUAUUUGCUGACAUUUAUUGUGGUUAACUUUUUUGUAUCAAUGAUUGUAUAUUUUCUAGUGGACAUACUGUGUAAUUUCUGUGCUAACUUUACUGUCUAAAUGGACGAGGGUGCGCUGAAAAGUAAAAAACUCUUAAAGCUUUGUUAAUAAAACAAAUAUUACUGAUA
Schistocerca gregaria is the source of this 3088-nucleotide messenger RNA. Its product is annotated as LMBR1 domain-containing protein 2 homolog. The transcript is spliced from 12 exons. The coding region runs from base 417 to 2504 and encodes 695 amino acids. The record is from RefSeq and is a predicted model, not a curated record. NCBI's taxonomy places the organism in Eukaryota, Metazoa, Arthropoda, Insecta, Orthoptera, Acrididae. Gene Ontology annotation, cellular component: membrane.